CACCGUAGAUAUGUGUGCGUAUCGUCUGAAGACUAACACUACUCACAUUAUUGUGUAUAUGAAGUUUACUUGAUCUCAGACUGCGCUGCCCGUUAUAAAACAAAAUACGUGUACGCGCGACAUUCCGAUCCGGGAUACUGAUGACUUUUAACUUGUUAAAUGACAAACUUCAGAUGUUUAUAUAACGAGCCAAGACUCUAAACAUAUCCGACGGUGUGUGUGGCUCGUUUGCGAAUCGUGAUGCGUUUCUCCAUAACCGAACGAGCUCGUAACUUGUCGGUUCCUGAAAGUAAACAAACUUUCCGACGGUGAAGGCGCGGGUCCUCGAGCUCAGCAUGGACCGUCGGACGCGACCCAACGGAGACGAUUACGUUCAUGAAGUCCAGCAGGGUGUCGUGGUUAUGUGGCAGAGAUUUAGUAAACCUUACCGUGUCGCGUGUAUUUGACUGCGCUCGGAUGAAGCCAUGAGCCGUCAGGUGAUCAUCCUUUCUGGAUUGAUUUGUCUCUGUGUGACUCGGUGUUGCUCUUCCAGACUUGAACACUGCGACAACGGAAAGACAAAUCUGAUCACAGACCUACCAGGACCUGACGAGCUUGUGUGUCGUGAGCUUUGGCCAGAGCCACAGACAGUAAAUCACGAUAAUAUGCCUGAUGUUGACACAAAACAUAAUAUAAAGGCUGCUGAUUACAUCUGUAUGGACAAACCUCUUACAUACAAUGAGCGCAUACCCACCCAUGGUCCUUACCGGCCUGUUGAGGCAGAGAGUGGAGAGUAUCUUUACUGCCCCCCUCAGCGCUGGCUGCACAACCUCAAAAACGGAGCGCUGGUGUUUCUGUAUCACCCGUGUGUCUCGGCGGAAGCUCGCAGGAGUUUGGCGGGCUUGGCUCACUCGUGUCUGUCUCGUUACAUCCUCACACCUCACCCCUGGCUCAGCCAACACAGACCUUUAGCAGUGGUCUCGUGGGGUCACUCACUAGAGAUGUCUCGCAUCACUCUGGGGGUUUGUGAUUGGUUGUUUACCAUUUCCUCCGAUAUUAAUCAAUCUAAUACAAGCCAAAGAGCGAAGUACAAUCUAUAUUUAACAAAGCCAGCACCUCUGGACAAAGCAGAGAACACCAGUCAAGAGAUGUCCAAAGUGGAGAGAUUAAAGUUCCUCAAAAACUGCUGCAUGGAGACUCUCGGUCUCACUGAGCUACAGAGGACCAGAAGGAGAACCAGGAAGAGCAGGAUGGUUGUCAAACAAUCCCUGGAAGAAGUGGAACUGACGGAUGACGUCAAACCAGAGGAAUUUAACAACACAGAGAGUGCAAAACUGAACCGCAAAGACACGCUACCACAAAACCGCACAAAAGAGAUGGCGUCCCUCUUAGUGCUAACUGUUACACAAUCUCUCAGUUCUGCAAAGGACUCGAAGGAGCCUGGAGACAGCGCUAAAGACAAAUCGAACGCAACUGAGAAGCAGUUUUCACCAAGUAAUGUGACUGAAAGACCUAAAUUCCAAAGUAACAGAAAAACACCUAAGAAAACUAUAACAGGAGGUAAGAAGCAUCGCAUUAAGACUGACACAAAGGCUCAGAGGACGGGAUCUGAAUGCGGGGAGCUCGGACAGUGUGGAGUCUCAGACUCCUCAAAGUCUCCUCCUUUAGGAGGACCGCUGAGGGGCGAAAGGAUGCCCAUACAACGUACAGAUGAGGCCGUGUGGGCAGCAGGCGCUUUGGGAUUCCUCUUAGUGCUCCUCACUCUGUCUGUGCUCCAUACACGACUCUAUCGCCACUGGAGGGCUUCAACCAGUCUCUACUGGCAUGACAAUCAGCAAGACUACGAGAGUGUGGGUGACAUCAUCCGGCGGAGGCUUAGGAUGGUUGGCCGAAGGAAAAGAAGGAGUGGCCAGAACAGGAGACAGGAAUGUCCAUUGUUGACUGAUACCAGCAAUGAGGAGAACUCUGAUUAAUGGACAGGAUUGGGGAACACUAGAAAUCUUACAAACUGUUGGAAAAUCGCACAAUAAUCUUGUGGUGCUCAUGAAGUAAAUAUGGACCUUUUUUUUAUAAAACUAAGGAUAACUUUCCACAUUGAAGACUUCAACGACAAUUUGUCUCUUGUAUUUCAUAUAGUGACAGUUAAGUGAUAAGGGUUAUUUAAUUUCUACCAUUUAGUUUUAACUUUUACACUUUGUGUAUGUUGUGUGUUGCAUUGUCUGUAGUUGUUAUAUCAUACUGGUAAAGCAGCGAUAAUAUGGAAGGAGUGACAAAUCAUAUUUUUCACAUUGUGUACAAAGUGUAAUUUAGGAUUAUUAAAACAGAAAAAAAUGUAGGGUAGAGAUUUUAUUCUAAUCAUUGAUUGCUCAUUAGAUUUCACUCAAAAGUGAAUUUCCAUUUCCAUGCUGACUUGUGUAAAGGUGGAAUGUUUGGUUCACACUACAGGCAUUUGUUUCCUGCUGCUUAGGUAUUAUUUUUGAUGGUAGGUUUCUAAAAAGCUGUGAUAAUUUACUCAUCCUUACGUUAUUCUAAACCUGUAUGACUCUUUUUUUUUUUCUGUGGAACACAAAAGAAGACAUUUUUAAGAAUGUUGCAAACUAUGUUUUAGUGACGAUGUAUUAGAUUCCAAAGAGACAUUUCUCAAAAGCAUACAGGGGUGAGUUUUUAGUUUUUAGGUUAAUAGCCUCUUAUGAUAAGUAUGAAUGAAAAAAUGAUGCAUAUGGUAUCCUACUCUAUAGCCCCGUCUGUUGGUGAGCAUGACUGUGGUUCGUGUGUCACAUGACCUGACACAAGGAGAUGGCAGUAGAGAGCUCCCUGGUCAAUAGUUUCAAUUAUGUAACUGCGCUGGAAGUUGUUGAGCAAAUACUUUUUCAUGUGUAGCAUACUAAUUGUAUUGUUCAGAAUCAUACUAAAAGCAAUAAAGACAUUCAUCUAGAUUCUAUUUGGGCCAUAAACUACAUAUUUUGUAAUAAUAACCUUAAUUCUCAGAAUAAAUCCACUCGAAGUGAACAUAGACUUUAUAUGAAUACUGCCUGAAAUCAAAUUUAGUGGCCUUACACAAACGAAGCCGUUUUUCAAUUCAACCACAAAAUGUUAAAAUCUUAAAAUUUUCAAAAAAGUGAUUAUUCCAAUUCUAUUUGACACUCACAACUUGUCUUGCAAAACCUUGAAUGUGCUCUUUACAACAGAAGAGGGACAAACUUGACUACGAAAGAAAAACAUUAUAGCAUUUAGUAUUUAUAGUACUUGUGUAUUUGCACACAUUACACAAUUUUCACAUUACUCCAGGUUGCAGUUAUUUGUCACUAAAGGAUUAAGACAUUUUCAUGUAGUCUUGCAAAAUGUUGUUUAUCCAUGCAGACACUAUGCAGAAGAGAACGAUAUAUUAAAAACAAAACCAUCCUUUGAUGACAAAUGUUGUUGCCUAAUAUUGGGCCUACGUGAAAGAGCUAUCUUGAGUGAUACCGAUCAUAAAUAAUUUCAAAAUAUGUUUUGCAUAAAUCUUCAUCCUGUGUUGUCCUCACUCCUCCAUAUAUUAGAUCUCCUAGCAUUUUUUUUUUUAUCCUAAAACAAUGCAAUUACUGUUCAACAGAAUUAACCAUAUAAUUGUCUCAAUGAUAACCAGGGACGUCUUUUGCAAGUGUGAGCGGUUGUGAGUUGUGCAAUUGAAGCCAUUUGAAGGCAAAAUAAAGAAUGCAAUGCAAUCUGUGGAUCAGUGGCUUUCGGCUAUGUAUUGUGAAAUCAUAACAGAAAACAAGAGAUGCUGUGGAAACAUGAAGCGAGAUGUUAAAGGUGUACAUGUGCUAUAUGUUUGCUCAUUAAAGCUUCCGAUCCAGUA
Molecule: messenger RNA, 3817 nt
Organism: Puntigrus tetrazona (Sumatra barb)
Lineage: Eukaryota; Metazoa; Chordata; Actinopteri; Cypriniformes; Cyprinidae
Gene: tp53i13
Product: tumor protein p53 inducible protein 13
Exons: 9
Coding region: 465-1952 (495 amino acids)
Cellular component (GO): cytoplasm
Source: RefSeq, a predicted model, not a curated record